CGUAAAGGCUAAAAAUUAGACGUCAGAAAAUACUUCCAAUUCUGAAUUCCCUCAACUCGCUUUUUUCCGCUUUCAUUUACUUCUAAAUAUUCUCUUCUCUCUCUCGGAAAAGUGCUUCCUAGAGAGAGAAAUAAGGAGUUAAAGCCUUUUAAACACUCGCCGGAGUUUGCGUGAGUUUCUGGGCGGACAUGUCGUCACCGUCGCCGGGGCAGUCCCCUGGUCCGACUUCGCCCCCCUCUACAAACACUACCUCGCCUCCGCCCCCCUCUACAAACACCACCGCGCCUCCUCCGGCCACUCCUGCUGCGCCUCCGCCAUCUUCGCCGUCGCCUCCACCGCCCACUGCACCGACGGGAUCGCCGCCUACAGCCCCGGCUGGUUCUCCUCCGCCUCCUCCGGACUCUCCUGGCUCUCCACCACCUUCGGGCCAAACCGGUUCACCACCGCCACCUUCUAGGGCUUCUCCGCCACCACCACCAUCUUCACCAUCUUCGAACAAGAGCCCACCGCCACCUCCGUCCGACUCAAAAUCACCUCCGCCGCCGCCUUCGUCUCCAUCCUCAAACACUGUAUCUACAGGUCUUGUAGUUGGAAUCGCCAUAGGUGGAGUUGUUAUUCUCGUGGUGCUGAGUCUUCUCUUCAUAUGUUGCAAGAAGAAGAAGAGGAGAGAUCACAGACAGGACUACUAUGUGCCGCCGCCGCCGGGCCCGAAAAAUGAUCCGUAUGGUGGUCCACCACAGCAGUGGCAACACAAUGUCCCUCCACCUGCAGAUCAUGCUGUCACAGUGUUUCCAAAGCCCUCUCCUCCACCAGGAACUGCAUCACGCCCGCCCCACUCACCGGUGCAGGUUCCUACACCUCCGCCACCUCCACAACCACCUUUUGUGAGCAGCAGUGGUGGUUCAGGGUCCAAUUAUUCAGGAUCUGACAACCCUCUCCCCCCACCUUCCCCUAGCAUUGCUUUAGGUUUCUCAAAGAGCACAUUCACGUAUGAAGAAUUGGUGAUGGCAACAGAUGGCUUCUCAAAUGCCAACCUUCUUGGACAAGGUGGUUUUGGGUAUGUGCACAGAGGUGUCCUUCCCAAUGGGAAAGAAGUUGCAGUUAAGCAGCUCAAAGCUGGAAGUGGGCAGGGGGAGCGUGAAUUUCAGGCAGAGGUUGAGAUCAUUAGUCGAGUACAUCACAAACAUCUUGUAACCUUAGCUGGAUAUUGCAUCACUGGAUCACAUAGACUGCUUGUUUAUGAGUUUGUUCCGAACAACACCUUGGAGUUUCAUUUACAUGGAAAAGGACGACCUACUAUGGAUUGGUCCACAAGACUGAAAAUUGCUUUAGGAUCUGCAAAAGGACUCGCAUACUUGCACGAGGAUUGUCACCCUAAGAUCAUUCAUCGCGAUAUCAAGGCAGCUAAUAUACUUUUGGAUUUCAAGUUUGAGGCAAAGGUUGCAGAUUUUGGACUUGCUAAGUUUUCUUCUGAUGCCAAUACUCAUGUCUCGACUCGGGUAAUGGGAACUUUUGGGUACUUGGCUCCAGAAUAUGCUGCAAGUGGGAAACUUUCAGACAAGUCAGAUGUUUUCUCCUUUGGAGUCAUGCUUCUUGAGUUGCUUACUGGUCGCAGACCUGUUGAUGCAAACCAAACCUUCAUGGAAGAUAGUUUGGUGGACUGGGCGAGACCUUUGCUCACAAGAGCUCUUGAAGAUGGAAACUUUGAUACUCUUGUUGAUCCGCGCUUGCAAAAGGAUUACAACCACCACGAAAUGGCUCGCAUGGUUGCUUGUGCUGCUGCUUGUGUGCGUCAUUCAGCCCGGCGUCGACCAAGAAUGAGCCAGAUUGUCCGGGCAUUGGAAGGAGAUGCAUCUCUAUCUGAUCUUAAUGAAGGAAUGAGACCUGGGCAAAGCUCAAUCUACAGUUCCCAUGGAAGUUCAGACUAUGACACCAACCAGUACAAUGAGGACAUGAUAAAAUUCAGAAAGAUGGCGUUGGCAAGCAGGGACUAUGGCAGCAGUGAGUACAGUGGACCUACAAGUGAAUAUGGUUUGUAUCCAUCUGGCUCAAGUAGCGAAGGCCAACGAACCACCCGAGAGAUGGAGAUGGGAAAGAUGAAGAAAGACAGUCGAGGCUACAGUGGAGGCUCUGAAAAAUAACGCUCAUUUCUGUAAAGACCCACCCCUUUAUUCUUAUACCAUCACUAGUCUCAAUUGCAAGAAUGCCAUUCUACAUGAGAUAACAGCCACCAUUUUUUCCCCUUCUAUCCUUUUUUUCUUUUAAAAAAUGUAUUUAUUAAUGCUUAUACAACAAAAUAAUGGAGAUCUUGAUUCUAUUCUUUUGUUUGA
Molecule: messenger RNA, 2330 nt
Organism: Vitis vinifera (wine grape)
Lineage: Eukaryota; Viridiplantae; Streptophyta; Magnoliopsida; Vitales; Vitaceae
Product: proline-rich receptor-like protein kinase PERK1
Exons: 8
Coding region: 189-2141 (650 amino acids)
Biological process (GO): protein phosphorylation
Molecular function (GO): ATP binding; protein kinase activity
Source: RefSeq, a predicted model, not a curated record